AUGGAUUAAAUCUAUAGCAAUCGUUGUAAAAUAAUUGACCAUGAAGAGUUGGAAAAAGAUUAAAUUUGUUUAGAAGAUGAAUGCUAGUUUUUAAAAAUGUGCCUUUAUUGUAGAUUGGCGCAUAAUUAAAAUCAUAAAAUAAUUAAAAUAAAAUAAUUCAUUGAUAAAAUAACAAACAUUCAGGAUCCUGUUGCUAUAAAAGAGAAGCAUUACAAUAAAAUUAUUGAAAUAUUUAAUUAAAUACAAAAGCAGGUUAACAUUUAUAUUGAUAGUUAGCUGGAAUAAACAAAUUUUUUUAAGGAGUAUGCAAAAUUUUCAGAAUAAAAAAUCAAACUUAAAGAAACUAAUAUUUAAUAUCUUGAUUCAGCAACUAUGAUAUUUUUAAAUAAGAUUUCUAAUUUUUAUGAAGAGGAUAUUCUAAAAUCAAGCUUUUUAAAUGAUAAUAAUAAACAGAAAAUAGUGGAUGCCAUUAAAAACUAAUUUAUUUAACUAAAUAAUUAAAAUUUCUAGACUGAAAAAGUUGAUAAUAAUAAUGAAUUAAUUUUAGAUGAGAUUUUCAAUCAAUCAGAAAUUUAAUAAGCUGAGUUAGAAUAAAAAAAAAAAAUUAUUUAAUAAUUAGAAGAAAGCAAUAAAUCUUUACAAAAUUAAAUUGAUGAUUUAGAAAAAUAAAUGAAAGAUAAAGAUAAUUUACAUAAAGAAUUUCUAGAGAAAUAACAGUAAUAAAUAAACCAAGAAAAUAAUCAGUCUUUACAAAAUUAAAUUUAAAGUUUAGAAAAAUUAAUUAAAGAUAAAGAUAAUUUACAUCAAGAAUUUGUUGAGAAAUAAGAGUUAAAAAUAAACGAAUUGUAAAUGUAAACUAUGUUAUUUUAAGAUGAGAUCAAUACUUAAGUUCAGAAGGUUAAAGAUGUUGAAAAUGAAAAAAGUGUUUUAAAAAUUCAAUUAGAUGAAAUGUGUUAAUACUUAUAAACAAUAUUAGUUUUAAAAUAAUAAGAAUAAAUUUAAUUAGAGUUAGAAAAUAAUAAAAAAAAUGAUGAGCAAAAACAAAAAGAGUUAAUUCAAAAACAUGAUGAUAUUUUGAGAGAAUAUGUUAAAAAGAUUGAAUAAAGAGAUUAAGAAAUAUAAAAUUUAUAAAAACUUUUAGAAGACCAAGAUUUCGAAAGCAUCCUAUUCCUAAAAAUAUCUUAAAAUAAUGAAAAUGAAGACUUAAAAGCACUUUAAAUUGAGUAAAAAAACCAGGAAGUCAUUAAAUCAGCUGAGUAAAGUAUUAAAAAUAUAAUUAAUCACUUUAAACUUAAAUAAAAGUGA
Molecule: messenger RNA, 1305 nt
Organism: Tetrahymena thermophila SB210
Lineage: Eukaryota; Ciliophora; Oligohymenophorea; Hymenostomatida; Tetrahymenidae
Exons: 1
Source: RefSeq, a predicted model, not a curated record